AUGGCACUUAUGACUAGCAAAGGAGCCUCAUCAUGCUCAUUCAGCCACCAAUACAAUAACUUUGAUGUUUUCUUGAGUUUUAGAGGUGAAGAUACCUAUCAUGGUUUCACGGGCCAAUUAUAUGACGCUUUGUGUCAGUGGGGUAUUCACACCUUCAUCGAUAAUAAUCUCCCAAGAGAAGAACAAAUUUCUGCACAAAUUUUCAAAACCAUUGAAAGCUCAAUGAUUUCAAUAAUUGUAUUUUCUGAAAACUAUGCUUCCUCCACUUGGUGCUUGGAUGAGCUUGUCAAGAUUGUUGAGUGUAAGAAGAAUGGUCAAUUGAUGCGGCCAAUUUUUUACAACGUGGAUCCAUCAGAGGUUCGUAACCAAAAAGGAAAGUUUGGGGAAGCACUAGCUAAACAUGAAGAAAAUUUUAAGAAUAACAAAAAGGUACAAAGUUGGCGAAAAGCUCUAUAUGAAGUGGCCAAUAUAUCUGGUUGGCAUUAUAAGCACAACUGCAGUGAGUUCGAAUUUAUCCAAGAAAUUGUCAAAGAGAUCUCAAAUUCUAAAUUAAACCACACACCAUUAUUUGUUGCUAGAUACCCAGUUGGAAUAAAUUAUCGUGUGGAAAGCAUAAAGCUACUUUUAGAUAUUGGGUCAAAUGAUGUUCGCAUGGUAGGGAUGUAUGGCCCUGGUGGAGUGGGUAAGACUACCCUUGCUAAAGCUAUUUAUAACAUGGUAUAUGCACUUUUUGAGGGAAGUAGCUUUUUAGAAAAUGUUACAGACAGGUUUGGGAUAUUUAAUGGUGGAAUCCAAUUACAAGAGACAUUUCUUUAUGAGAUUUUAGGGGAUAUAAAUGUGAAGGUUAGCAACGUAAGUAGAGGAAUCAAUUUGAUAAGGGAGAAGCUUUGCAGUAAAAGGAUUCUUUUAAUUCUUGAUGAUGUGGAUAAAUUAGACCAGAUAGAAAUAUUAAUUGGACAAUGUGAUUUCCUUGCUCCUGGAAGUAGAAUCAUUAUAACCACCAGAGAUAAACACUUGCUAGCUUCUUUUGGAAAAGGUCUUUCAACCUACGAGGUUAAGGAAUUGGAUGAUCAUGAAGCUCUUGAAUUAUUUAGUUUGCAUGCAUUCCAAAGAAACAAACCCAAUGAAGAAUAUUCAAAAUUUACAGACCAAGUUAUAUGUUACGCUAAAGGCAUUCCAUUAGCUCUAGCAAUAAUAGGUGCUAAUUUGUAUGGAAGAAAUGAAAUGGAGUGGAAAAGUACAUUAGAUAAGUAUGAAAGAAUUCCAAACAGAGAAAUUCAACAAAUACUCCAAAUAAGUUAUGAAGGAUUAGAUGAAACUGAACAAGAUAUUUUCCUAGAUAUUGCAUGUUUCUUCAAGGGAUUUUUCAAGAAUUAUGUUGUAGACAUACUAAAUUCUUGCAAUUUAUACCCAAUUAUUGGUAUUCAAAGACUUACUGAGAAGUGUCUCAUAACUAUUGAUCGACAUGACAAAUUAUGGAUGCAUGACUUGGUACAACAAAUGGGUAGAGAAAUUGUUCGACAAGAAUCACCAAAAGUACCUGGAAUUCGUAGUAGGCUAUGGUGUUAUGAGGAUGCUUUUGAAGUACUAACGGAAAAUAUGGGAUCGGAAAAAAUUCGAGGCAUGAUGAUAUGCACCCUUGAACGAGCAAAGUUGCAAUUAGAAGCUAAAAGUUUUGAAAAGAUGAAGAAACUCAAGUUCCUUAUUGUUGCUAAUGUAGAUAUUUGUGGAGAUAUUGAAUAUCUUCCCAAUGAAUUAAGGUUACUUGACUGGCCUGAAUUUCCCCUAUCUACCUUACCACCCAAUUUUCAUCCUCAAAAACUCAUUGCACUCAAUAUGCCACAAAGUCAAGUUGUAUUGGACAAAAUUCUCAAGAUGGGACAAUUCAAAAACUUGACAUAUAUGAAUUUUCAUUCUUGUCAAUACAUAACGAAAUUAUCCGACUUAUCCAUCACAACCCCAAACAUAAAGCAAUUGAAUCUCAAUGAAUGUAGAAAUUUAGUCGAAGUUCAUGACUCUGUUGGAUGUCUUGAUAAGCUUGAAAAGUUGGAGCUUUAUAACUGCACUGAACUUCGAAUUCUUCCAAGCUUCCUCAUGAUGAAAUCUCUUAACCAUUUAGAUAUUUAUAUGUGCACAAGGCUUGAGAAAUUCCCUGAUAUUCCGUAUGAAAUGGAUGGUUUAAAGUAUCUAACUUUUGUUGGGACUGCAAUUAGAGAGCUACCUCCAUCAUUUGGGAAUCUCACUGGGCUUGAGACAUUACACCUAGGUUCAGGUUUCGGAGCAGCUUGA
Messenger RNA from Quercus lobata, 2289 nucleotides. RefSeq names its product TMV resistance protein N-like. The record is from RefSeq and is a predicted model, not a curated record. Gene Ontology annotation, biological process: signal transduction; defense response. Gene Ontology annotation, molecular function: ADP binding; ATP hydrolysis activity. Bases 1 to 2289 code for a protein of 762 amino acids. The transcript has 5 exons. Lineage: Eukaryota; Viridiplantae; Streptophyta; Magnoliopsida; Fagales; Fagaceae.